Ipomoea nil (Japanese morning glory) is the source of this 1077-nucleotide messenger RNA. RefSeq lists its product as uncharacterized. Lineage: Eukaryota; Viridiplantae; Streptophyta; Magnoliopsida; Solanales; Convolvulaceae. The record is from RefSeq and is a predicted model, not a curated record. The transcript is spliced from 10 exons. The coding region runs from base 1 to 1077 and encodes 358 amino acids.
AUGGUUAAGGAGUACAAGAAAGUCAGUUUUCCUAACAUGAUUUUUCGUUUAAAAUCGAUAUCUUCCUUGGUUAGGAAGAAAAAUAUCGAUGAGAAGAUGCUCAUAGAUGUGAUUGGAAGGGUCACUAAAAUCUAUUUUCCUGUGGGGAGGGUUGUAGCAGGACAAAGAGCUAGGCUUAUUGAUUUUGUUCUGGAAGAUAUCAAUGAAGAUCAGAUUCAAUGUACUCUUUGGGGGGAUCAAGUGGACAGUUUGCUGCCUAUUUAUAGCUCAACAGUCACUGAAGAACCAUGGCAUUAUCCUGAAAUUCUAUAUUCUUUAUUCCCAUAUGGAGAUGUGCACAUAUCAACUUCAUUUAAUGCCACAAAAAUUUGGAUAAAUCAGAGAAUGCCAGAUUUUGAGGAGUUCAAGAAAAGGUUAAGUCUGUCAUCUAACAUAACUCCUUUAAGAAAGUUGGACUCAAGCUCUAGAUUGACUGGAUUUAGGCCAAAUUGUAACAUUCUAAGUGAUGAUAUUGUGGUAACUUCUCUAAGUGAGAUUUAUAAGAGGAAGGAGCUCUAUGAGUAUUGGGUGGCUGUUAAGAUUAUGGAUGUUGACAGUUCAGAUGGUUGGUAUUACAAGUUCUGUAAGCGAACUAACUGUGGGAAAAAAGCUAACUCCAAGAGAAGUACAUGUGAAACAACUAUGCUCAUUUGGAAUAAGGAAUGCUAUGACUUGGUUGGUGUUUCAGCUUCAACUCUAAGAGAGAAGUAUGUUGAGAAUGCAAAAGGUUGGAUCUCACCUGAGUUGCAGUCUAUUUGUGAGAUGCCUAUACUAUUUAGGAUUUCUAUGAAGAAAGAUCAAGUGGACAGUCUGAUCUCUGCAUUUGGGGUGUUAGGGUUCUACUGUGAUGUAGAUGCAACAGAACAAACUCAUGAGGAUUCAUUUGGCCUUGAUGAAUUUGGUGAUUUUGAAAUGGUUGGGUUUGACGAGGGGGGUUCAUCUGGAAAUGUUGCAAGCACGCUGAAGAGGUCUCUAAUGGAUGAAUUCAAUCAUUCUAAUGACUCUAAACGACUUGAAGUUGGAAAAAAUGUAAUGUGA